CUUGGUGAGAGUGAGAGCAUAGCAACCAUAUUGGAAAAGGGCAAACAAACACUGCAUAGCAGGAGUAUACUAGUAUAAUGGGCAAAUAAAUGAUCACAUCACUACAUACAUAAACCAAACAAGAUAUCCUGUAAGAGAUCACAGUGUUCAUUGAUUUUAUUUUGUUUUCCAGAUAGUGAAAACUGCAUGAAAUGCCCUGAUCAUGAAUGGCCAAAUGAGAACAAAACUCGCUGUAUUCCCAAGGAAGUAGAAUUUCUUCCCUUCGCUGAUGACACGCUCUCACUAGUAUUUAUAGUCGUCUCACUGUUGUGUUUUGGGAAGACUCUUUUAGUUCUCGUCGUUUUUAUUUUACACCAGGACACGCCAGUUGUGAAAGCCAAUAACAAGAGCCUCAGCUUCGUCCUCCUGGUCUCCAUCAUGUUGGGUUUCCUCUGUGUGUUCCUCUUCCUGGGUCGUCCUGUGGAUGUAACCUGCUUGCUACGCCAAGUUUCCUUUGGAAUUCUCUUUACAAUAGCCGUAUCUUCUGUAUUGGCCAAAACUAUUAUGGUUUGCAUUGCCUUCAAAGCCACCAAACCCAACAGCGUGUGGAAAAAAUGGAUUGGAGUAAAACUGCCCACCUGUAUAGUCUUAGCUUGUUCCAAUGUUCAAGUUAUAAUCUGUGUUAGUUGGUUGUCCAUCUCUCCUCCCUUCCAGGAAUUGGACACACACUCCUACCAGGAGAAGAUCAUCGUUCAGUGUAAUGAAGGGUCCGUUAUCGGGUUCUACUCUGUCCUGGGGUAUAUGGGGAUCCUGGCUGCUGUCAGUUUUAUUAUUGCUUUUUUUGCCAGGACAUUACCGGACAGUUAUAAUGAAGCCAAAUACAUCACCUUCAGCAUGCUGGUGUUCUGCAGUGUCUGGAUUGCCAUGAUCCCGGCCUAUCUGAGCACCAAAGGGAAAUACACGGUGGCUGUGGAGAUAUUCGCCAUCCUGAUUUCCAAUAACGGUCUCUUAUAUUGUAUAUUUCUUACAAAAUGCUUUAUAAUUCUCUGUAGACCAGAACUGAAUACAAAACGCUAUCUGCACAGUAAUGGAAAUAUAUAA
Rana temporaria (common frog) is the source of this 1080-nucleotide messenger RNA. Its product is annotated as vomeronasal type-2 receptor 26-like. Gene Ontology annotation, molecular function: G protein-coupled receptor activity. Gene Ontology annotation, cellular component: membrane. The transcript has a single exon. The coding region runs from base 187 to 1080 and encodes 297 amino acids. The record is from RefSeq and is a predicted model, not a curated record. Gene Ontology annotation, biological process: G protein-coupled receptor signaling pathway. NCBI's taxonomy places the organism in Eukaryota, Metazoa, Chordata, Amphibia, Anura, Ranidae.